UAUAAUUUAGUUUUUAGCCAAACAUUGUCGUGAACGGUUGGUUCGCUCGUACGGAUUAAAAUCAAUUUUUUAGUUUUAUCGUUCGUUUUAAAAUUAACGUGUUUUUUGUAGCAUUUAAACGUGUUUUGUUUUUGUGGUAGUUGUAUGCGAUUAUUGUUUUGGGCACGUCUUGAUGCCAAUACGCAUAACUGGUGCAUAAGACCACAACGACUAGGUUGACUCAAGCUUUCGUAGCUUUGGUUAAUUCCGCGAAACAAUUUGUUUUUCUCUAUUACCAUUUUUGUGUGCAAAAUAAUUAAAUGAUUAGAUACAUACAAAGAUAAAGAUUGGCAAAAAUACACAAUAGCCACAUAAAAAAUGCAAACGACAAAGACAAAUGCUGAUCACGUACAUAUGUAGAACAAACGGAUUACAUACUUGUAAAUAUAUGCAACCAAAUCAACCUGCCACAUUUAUUGUACAAGUAAUUACAGUAAAUAUUAUCAACUUACCAGUCAAACAGUCACUCACUCACAUGUCGACAAUGUCGUUGAUAAACUCCCUAAUGGAGUGAAGAAAGAAGUGCUUCUUGUUUUGUUUCGUUUUAAUUUGAUCGGUAUUAUUGUGAAUGUGAAUUGGUUUACGAUAUAAUGACCCAUAUUAAAUUAUAAAGUGUUUAAAACAAUCACAAAUAGAUUAGAGAUAACAAUAAAAAAAUAAACAAACAUGACAAAUAGUGAUAAAUCAACAUCAUCUGCUCUGACUCCCAAAACAACUUUGGGAAAACGUGCCGCCAAGAAAUUAUGGAAAUUAUUAACGAUUAAUCCCAAUGCAAAUAGUGCUACUACUAACAACCUACCUACAAGUCCCACCUUAUUUGAAGGUGGCUCGAAGCAAUGUCGUGACAUGACAAUGCAAGAAUCAUAUCUCAAUGAUAAAGCCUCAACCGUUUCCAACAUUUCUACAAAAUAUUCCACAACCAACUCAACGGUUGAUUCAAAUUCUCAAAAAUCCUCCUCAUGUACACUUAAUGAGGCAGCAAAAUUAUUUCCACGCAAUAUGCCAAGCAUCAGACGCAGUCGCCGACGCUUGCAGCAAAACGGCACCACACAACGGAGCCGAGAAUCAUCGGCAACCAAAGGAGUCUUGAAUACGACACACAAAAGUGCCUUUGCCAGAGUGGCACCAACUCAAAGUCUUCAGGAUACGUCGGAUGUGCAAGAAAAGUCUAAAAAAUCAUGCAGCAAAACCAAAAUGACACCGAAAAAGCUAAAAGCAAAUUGUUCUAAAAAUCGUCUAAAAUCGUCAGCAACAACAACUGCAAUACUCAGGAGAAAUUCUGGCAAAGCUAGUCAACAGCAAGUGUUGUAUGCUAUGAAAUCUGUAGUCAUGCCAGCAACACCAACCAAAUUAAAUUCAAAAACAACAACAUCUUCAUCAUCCAGCAACUCACUUUGUUUUGUUCAACAACAGCAGCAGCAACAUAAACAUUCUCGAGAUCUUUCACAACAAUCGAGUCUCAUCAGUUAUGAUUUAAGUUGUGCAACCAGUCAGCAAAGUCUACAGCAGGUACAUGUGGCCGCCGACAGCACAGUUAAUGACAAUGUCAAAUACCCAGUUGGUAAAAACAUGUCAGAUGACACAUUUCUAUCAUCUGGCAUUUCGUGUCCCAGUGAAACACACUCCGAAGACAGUGCCACAAAUUCACCAACAUUUUAUCAAACAUCCAUUACACACCAGACAAUUGGCAAAGCGUUGCAAAAUACAAACGUCAGCAGUGGUCACAACACGAAUUCUAGUGCAGUUUGUUGUAACCACAAUGAAAUACAUCAAGUUGUUGCUGCUGAUAAACAUAGCAAUGGUAAUAAUAAUAGGUUUGUUAAACAUACAAAUUACAAAGACUUUGAAGGUGAAGAUGAUGAAGAAGAAGACGUUUUGAUUUCAAUGGAACUGGCCAUGAUAACUGGUUGUGGCGAUUGUAAAAGUGAUACAAAUUCUUUCAAAUCUAAUUCAUUUAACAACAACAACACAAAGCCAAAUGCGAACUCUGCUAACCCUUUGGUCGUUUUGGAUUUACACAAUUUGAAUAAAUGCCGAAAUCGUAAUGCUGUUUGGAUGCAUGCCACAAACGAUGAUCAUCAGUUGUCCGAUAUUGAGGAGCAAUUACACAAAAUCGAAAUGACAGCUACAACGACAGCAACAUCUAUGGCAACUAUGACCACAACAACAUCGUUAACUACUCAAAAGCCCCAUUCAAAGCCAAAUGAGUCCCAUGAAAUGGGUCAUAAAACAGUUGCUGCUGCUGUCGCUAAACAAUCGUUUCUAAUAAAUAUAUCAAACACAUUAACAGCAACGGAAUCGUGUGCCACAACCAACAUACUAGCAUCAUCAUUAUCGACAGCAACAACAGCAGUAACAGCUACAACAACACCAGCCAUAAAUAAAAAAGCUCAUCACGAGUUGUUGGCCGAGGUCAUUAUGCAACAGCCAAGUGAUUAUUAUACACAAACGGAAAGUGAACUUUUACAAUUGGAGGCAGCUGGAGUACAUUUACCAGCCUAUCAAUUACAAGCCGACUCCUUAGCACAACUAACCCAGCAACAACAACUACAGCAACAACAUCAUCUUCAGCACCAGCAUCCUUCGUCUUCUUCAAAUAAUAACGAUCGUUCAACCCCAACAUCAUCAUCGAAUGCCACACCUACACCCAUUACCACAAGUAACAUUGAUCCAGCGUCAAGUAGUAGCAAUGGUGGCAGCAGUCACACAGCCACAUCAAUACAUUUUGUGGCCGCACCAUCACAAACCCAACGUCGCCACUGUCAGCCACCCUCAAAUUUACCGCUUAGUUCGAUUACAUCACCCCUGCGUGCCAAUUACAAGACAACAGCGUAUUUACACAGUCAUCAUCAGCAAUUAGAAUUUCAACGAAACUCACAGUCGGACGAUGACAGUGGUUGUGCAUUGGAAGAAUAUACCUGGGUGCCACCGGGUCUGAGGCCUGAUCAAGUACGUCUAUAUUUUUCACAGUUGCCAGACGAUAAGGUGCCGUAUGUUAAUAGUCCUGGAGAAAAAUAUCGCAUUAAGCAAUUGUUGCAUCAACUUCCGCCACAGGAUAAUGAAGUACGCUAUUGUCACUCCCUAAGUGACGAGGAACGUAAAGAAUUACGAAUAUUUUCGGCACAACGAAAACGUGAAGCUUUGGGACGUGGUGCAGUACGUCUUGUAUCAGAUGAACGUCCUUGUCAAAAUUGCAACGAACAACUUUCCUCUGGUGACAUUGUGGUCUUUGCUCAACGUCUUGGCGCACAGGUUUGUUGGCAUCCUGCCUGUUUUGUUUGUUGUGUUUGCAAGGAAUUACUGGUGGAUUUAAUAUAUUUCCAUCGUGAUGGCAACCUCUAUUGUGGACGUCAUCAUGCUGAAACACAAAAGCCACGUUGUUCGGCAUGUGAUGAGAUUAUAUUCUCAGACGAAUGUACCGAAGCUGAGGGACGUACUUGGCAUAUGAAACAUUUUGCCUGUUUCGAAUGCGAUCUUCAGUUGGGCGGUCAAAGAUAUAUAAUGCGUGAAGGCAAACCUUACUGCUUGAGUUGUUUCGACACUAUGUUUGCCGAAUACUGUGACUAUUGUGGCGAUGCCAUAGGCGUGGAUCAAGGUCAAAUGUCUCAUGAUGGUCAACAUUGGCAUGCAACCGAUCAAUGUUUCUCGUGCUGUACUUGUCGUUGCUCUCUGCUAGGUAGACCGUUCUUACCUCGUCGUGGCACUAUUUACUGCUCCAUAGCAUGUAGUAAAGGUGAACCACCAACGCCUUCCGAUACCAGUUCGGGGCCUCAACUCAGACCAACACAUCGAGCCAGUACUACAAGUCAAAUAGCCCGUUCCCCAAGACCAGGCAAGGCACCAAAUAGCAAAGACCGUCAUGCUCACAAGAGUUCAGGCAGUGCUGGAGAUUUGCUAGAAAGACAAGAACGUCAAAGAAGAGAAGAUUUGGGUCGUUUAAUGUUGGCUCGAAAUCUUGACAAUGUGGUUGCCCCGGGAAUACCACGACCAGCUCAUCCACCACCUAUAGAUCUAACCGAAUUGGGCAUAAGCCUAGACAACAUUUGUUCUGGUGAUAAAACAAUAUUUGGAGAUCCCAAUAUUACAGCCUCACUACCCGAUAUGCUGGUAUCUAAAGCAGAAGAUUCCCAUAGUUAUCAAAGUAUAGAUAAAAUUAAUAUUAACUCUCCCAGCAACUCGGACAUGACUGAAAGUACACAAGAGAUUACUAAUGAAUUGGAAUUGGAUCAGGAAAACGAUAAUGAGGGUCACGAUGAGUUGCCACAUGAUAACUAUGAACGCAUUAAAAACGACAUCGAUGAUGACGAAGACGACGAUGAGGAGGGCGAAGAUGAGGAAAACAAUCGUCAUCCCACCAAAGAAGUAAGAUUUCACAGUAUUCACGAUACCAUGUCACGAUCCAAAAGUUAUACUGACAAUUCGAAUGCACGUCGUCGACGACGCAAACGCAAUCAGUCACGCAGCAAUUCGGAAAUGCAAAUCAAUCAAACCAAUCUAAGACUGCACAAUGCUCAAACUCAAGCCGGUUCAAGUGCUGUGAAAAAUUUGGACAAUUGUGAUGCGGCCAGCAUUUGUUCUACGUGUUCGUCCAGUUCAUCGAGUGAUAUGGAUGAUUAUGUCUAUCGUCUGCCAGCACGCAAACAUUAUGGUGGAGUGCGUGUUUCCUAUGUUCCCAACGAUGCCAUUGCGUAUGAGAAAAAACUAAAGAAACAAGCAAUGAUGGAACAAGCUAACAAUGCUAUGAACAGCUAUGGUAACGGUCAGUCAAUGCUAAAUAGUAAUCAUUCAUCAUUAGUGGCAGCAUCUUCCAUAGCGGCAAAUUCAGCUUCAACAACAGCAACAUCAGCAAUUGUUGGUGAUGGCAAGAAUUGUACAAUUUCAUGACAACCUCCAAUAUUGCCACCACCACCGCUCAAUUUGAGUAGUUAUUAUAUACUAGACACCAUAAUGGAGGAGGACAGAUAUGUGGCCAUAGAAAAGAAACCUGGUUGUUUUAGACGUUUUUGGAAUCUCUUUAGUUCAGGCAGAAAUAAACAAACAAAUAAAUAUUUGCAAAAUGUUUAGGGAUUUUAAAGGGUGUAGAUGAUAUAAUGAGAAAAUUUUCUUUAAAUAAAAAUUUUACCAACAUUCCUAUAAACAUAGAAUUUUAUAAAAAUAAACUUACUUAUAUAAAUAAAGAGUUUUAAUUUUCGACAUCUAGCAAUCUAAAAGUUCUGUUGUUGAACUGGAAUGAUGAGAACAAUUUUGGUAUUUAUUACGAAAAAGAACUUUAUAGAGUUAAACUAUUUCAUAUCAUCAUUAAAACAAGAUUUAUUCCAUUAAUUGUUAAAUUCCUGCCAAUAUAUAUUAAGAAAAAACUGUAAAAAUAAAUUUGUAAAUAUUGAGAAAUAUAUUAUUGUGAAACACAUAUGAAAAGAAACUUCCAUAUCGCAUUUAACUGUAAAACUUAAUUAUUUUUAAUUUUAUCUAUAAAAUAAAUAAAAAAUAUAUAUAUUAUGAAACUUGUACAAAAUAUUGGUAAAAUUACUUAAAAAUUUAUAAUUAAACAAAAAUUAAUAACCACAAAAAACACAAUUUAAUAAUGUUUUGACUAGACAGUAGCAGAAAUAAUAUCGUAAUAAUUAUACAAUAUUUAACAGCAAAACAAUUUUAAACAAAGAAAUUUCAGAAACAACGAUGAACAAUAAAAAAUCCAAAAAAAAAAAAUACUAUUAAAUAAAUUUGCAAAACUACAAAAAAACCCCUUAAAUAAUACAAAAGAAAGUUGAGACAACGAAAUUUUAUUUCUUGUGGCCAUAAAUGAAAAAUAUAUAAAAAACGAAAGUUCUUUUAUGCCAAAAAUGUAUGAAAGAAAUAAAAUUGAAAACAAUAACCCGGCUUCCAAAGUUGAAAAAUCGAAACAAUAAAGAAAUUAAUGGUUUCUUUUUAAACAAAUUAUAUUUAAGUUUUUAAUUUUUUCGUUAAAUUUUUGUUUAUAUUUCUACAUAUCUUGUAAAUUAAUCUUUAACUUUGAUGAUGUGCAAAUUUGUUCUUUUUUUGUUAGAGAGUUGUUUUUAUGUAAUUUUAUAUUUUAUUGACAUCAUAUCUUAACAAAAUCGUAGACAUUCACAUCCGUAAUUUUGUUUAAACUUCAUCAAUAAUAUUUUAUUUGUUCUUCCAUAUUGUUGUUAUUAACUUGUGAUGAAAACAAAAUAUACUUUCCAUUUCGUAAAAGUGAAAUUAUUCAAAGCGCACAUGCAUUAACACAUUCAGAUAAUUAUACAUUCUGAUACAUUUUAUAAUAAAUAGUAAAAGUAAUUGGUUUUAAAGGGGACAAAAGUGAACUGAACUCGGUAAAUCUUUCCUUACCCGUUAAGUAGGCAAGUAAUAUUGGAGCAAGAUAUUAGUACAUACUUUGUGGGUGAAUAACUACAUAUUUGAUUUAAUUAUGACCCGAAUUUUCCGGAUUUAAACCCGGCUUUAGAGAUACAUAUUUUCUAUUCUCUUACACAGUGCUCUAUUGAUAAGAUAUUUUAUCAUGACAACUGGAAUGGUUUUUGCAGAAAUGAAAAAAUCAACAUUUCUUUAAAAAAACUUUUAAUAUUGACUAGGGUUAGAAACACAAACUAAUUCUUUAUUAGAUAUACCCUAUAAAUAAUUGGCUAAAAAUUUUAUUAAAAACUUAAUAAAAGUUAUAAAUGACGACCACUCAUUACCAAGUAAUGUAUGAAAUAACUAAAUUACCUACAAUGCUUAUUACAAAAAAAUGAAAAUACAUGAAUAGUAACCAAUAUUAUUAUUUUGUUAAAGAUUGUGCUCCCUUUGUACCGACCACUGAUUCCCUUGAAAAAAGAAACAUAUUACAAAGAUUAAGAAACGUACUUUUAAAAUGUUUACCAAUUUGUUUUUUUUUUUUAUAAUAUAAAAUUUAAUGUUGUAUUAUUAUCAUAAUUAUAUAUUUUUUUAAUCUUUAAACUGUAUACAUAUGAUUAAAUAAAUAUUUUAAGUUUAUCUAUCAUUAAUCAUACAUAACUUACUUAUUUACAACAUGUAUAUUUUAUGAAUAAUUAAUUAUAGUUCUAUAGACUUACACAUAUUAAUUUAAGGUGAAAAUAUUUAAGACGAUAUAUAAAAUGAAAUCAAAAAAACUAAAACAACAAUCCAAUAAAAUAUAAUAAACACUAAAUAUGUUACAAACUGUGA
This is a messenger RNA of Lucilia cuprina (Australian sheep blowfly), 7221 nucleotides long. It is a transcript of the gene esn, whose product is annotated as protein espinas. Gene Ontology annotation, molecular function: zinc ion binding. Bases 706 to 4923 code for a protein of 1405 amino acids. Lineage: Eukaryota; Metazoa; Arthropoda; Insecta; Diptera; Calliphoridae. The record is from RefSeq and is a predicted model, not a curated record. The transcript is spliced from 6 exons.